This is a messenger RNA of Choloepus didactylus (southern two-toed sloth), 1133 nucleotides long. RefSeq names its product proteasome 20S subunit alpha 4 (gene PSMA4). The record is from RefSeq and is a predicted model, not a curated record. NCBI's taxonomy places the organism in Eukaryota, Metazoa, Chordata, Mammalia, Pilosa, Megalonychidae. The coding region runs from base 142 to 927 and encodes 261 amino acids. The transcript has 9 exons. Gene Ontology annotation, biological process: ubiquitin-dependent protein catabolic process. Gene Ontology annotation, cellular component: proteasome core complex, alpha-subunit complex; proteasome core complex; nucleus.
UUCUGCGCAGGCGCGGGCGCCAUAUUAGCAGCGGAUAGUCAGGCACCGGUGGUGGAUUUUUUCUCGCGCGGAGUAAAGCGCUCUGUGUGUAUCUUGACUCGUCCGCGUCUUUACCCCGGAAUUACGUAAAAUUCAGGAAACAUGUCUCGAAGAUAUGAUUCCAGGACUACUAUAUUUUCUCCAGAAGGUCGCUUGUACCAAGUUGAAUAUGCCAUGGAAGCUAUUGGACAUGCAGGCACCUGUCUGGGAAUUUUAGCAAACGAUGGUGUCUUGCUUGCAGCAGAGAGACGCAACAUACACAAGCUUCUUGAUGAAGUCUUUUUUUCUGAAAAAAUUUAUAAACUCAACGAGGACAUGGCUUGCAGUGUGGCAGGCAUAACUUCUGAUGCUAAUGUUCUGACAAAUGAACUGAGACUCAUUGCUCAAAGGUAUUUAUUACAGUAUCAGGAGCCAAUUCCUUGUGAGCAGUUGGUUACAGCACUAUGUGAUAUCAAACAAGCUUAUACACAGUUUGGAGGAAAACGUCCCUUUGGUGUUUCAUUGCUGUACAUUGGCUGGGAUAAGCACUAUGGCUUUCAGCUUUAUCAGAGUGACCCUAGUGGAAAUUAUGGGGGAUGGAAAGCUACCUGCAUUGGAAAUAAUAGUGCUGCAGCUGUGUCAAUGUUAAAACAAGACUACAAAGAAGGAGAAAUGACUUUGAAGUCAGCACUUGCUUUAGCUAUCAAAGUGCUUAAUAAGACCAUGGAUGUUAGUAAACUUUCUGCUGAAAAAGUGGAAAUUGCCACAUUAACAAGAGAGAAUGGAAAGACAGUAAUCAGAGUUCUCAAACAAAAAGAAGUGGAACAGUUGAUCAAAAAGCAUGAGGAAGAAGAAGCUAAAGCUGAGCGUGAGAAGAAAGAAAAAGAACAGAAAGAAAAGGAUAAAUAGAAGACAAAAUCAGGGAUUUUGUAACUCAUUUGGGGCACCAUUUCAGUGUAAAAACUGUCCUGAUCUUCUACACUGAGAGAGCUUUGACUUUUUUUUUUAAUUUGUGCAGUGGGGAAACAGGACAUUACAUACUGAAUUGGGUCCUUGUGAUUUCUGUCCAACUGAAUCCUUUAUUGUAAUGAUGAUGAUUAUUCUUCAUGGACAUA